AUGUCACGAAAAACAAAAUCUAUAUCACAGCAAUCAUCGACAAUGUUGGCAGCGGCUACUCGUCGAGGUACAAUGCCGAGCACUCAUUAUAGAAAUACAAUAAUAUUAACAACACCAACAACUAGUAAAAAUUCCUUAACAUUUGAAAGUGUUGUAUGCUCGCAAUUAGAAUUAAAACGACGUGCAGAAUCUUUCUCGCGUCGUCGAAGCACAAUGUGCCGACGAUCAUCAAUACAUUAUCCAACAGGAACAUCAUCAAAUCGGCGUAUAACAUCCACAUGUGUAGUAUCUAACUCUCAAGUAAAUGAUCAAACAUCACUAUCUACAACAUCAGAUAUCACGGCACAGUUUUUGAAUACAAAAAUUUUCAACAGUGAACGUAAACUUAGUCAAGCAUUAUCAUUUAAUUCCAAUAGUCCUGCUUCCUUAGAGAGAUUAGGUGAACGACAAUCUAUUGUCUCUAUGUUGUAUUGGGAUCCGUCGUCAAGAAGUACUGAAAUUAAAAAAAAGUCAUCACGAGCAUCGAAAUGGAGCAUUGAUUUCCAAAAAGAAACGCCUCAUUAUGGUAGUUUACGUUCUCGUUUAAUUGAAGAAUAUACUGAUUGUGAAUCAUUAAUGGAGUUUGUUAAAAAAACUAUACUUGUACUUAUGAAAACUAAAGCAGCAGCGAUUUUUCUUGGCAUUCUUCUUAUUCUGCCUAUUAUAAUGAUGGGGAUUGGUGUUAGUCAUUUAAGUGAUUGUCCUCGUCAACCAAACUUACCAAUUUAUGUAUUUGUUGCCGGUAUUGUAUGGACAACGAAACUUCUUCAAAAUAUUUGGCAUAAAUAUCGUUUACAACAAAAAGUCUUGAAUGAUGAAGAACCAUCGCCUGAUCAUCAUGAUGAACAUGCAUUCAUUGAUGGUUUGAUGACAUCGUUUCUUAUAAUAUGGUUUUUUUUAGGUCAUUAUUGGUUAAUAACUAUUGGAUACCCACCACAUUUUGAACAAUUGCUAGAAAAUCCUGAUAUAUGGUGUCACAAAGCUGUUGUUUUAUGUGCAUUGGCAUCUAUACUUAUAACGUAUAUUAUAUUAUUUACUUUUAUUAAUCUUGUUAUAUUUCUCGUACUUGUUACUCGUUAUACAGUUAUUCAACGAGCUUCAACAGAUCAAAUGUAG
Rotaria socialis is the source of this 1155-nucleotide messenger RNA. The record is from the annotation of a GenBank genome assembly. NCBI's taxonomy places the organism in Eukaryota, Metazoa, Rotifera, Eurotatoria, Philodinida, Philodinidae.